GGCUGAGGAGUUUAAAGAAAACAGUAUAUAGCAAGCAAUAAGAAUAUGAAUGGUCACUGAUUCAUAUUCAGUAAGUAGUGCUCUGAGUCCAGCCAAGCCAACAAUGGCUUCGCUUUGUCUCAACUCGUUGCCUCUGCCUCCACCUUCUCAGCCUCGCAAGCUCUUAGAGACUCCUCCUUCUUUUUCUUCUUCAUCUCCUUCUUCACUGAACAGUUAUGGCAAAACAGAGGCAUCCAAGCCCAUAGUCGUCAGUGGAAACCCACCCACUUUUGUUUCUGCUCCCGGUCGCCGAAUUGUCGCCGUUGGGGAUCUGCAUGGAGACCUUGAUCAAACAAGAUGUGCACUUGAGAUGGCUGGUGUGUUGAGUUCUGAUGGUGAAGACUUGUGGACAGGCGGGGAAACGGUAUUAGUUCAGCUUGGAGAUAUACUUGAUCGAGGUGAGGAUGAAAUUGCCAUUUUGUCAUUGCUGCGAUCCUUGGAUAUCCAGGCAAAAGCUGAAGGUGGAGCAGUUUUUCAGGUCAAUGGAAAUCACGAAAGCAUGAAUGUGGAGGGGGAUUUUCGAUUUGUGGACGCUGGAGGAUUUGAUGAGUGUAUUGAUUUCUUGGAAUACUUGGAUGACUGUAGAGAUGACUGGGAAGAAGCUUUUGUUGACUGGAUUGGUGUCUCUCAAAAGUUGAAAGAAGAUAGGAAAAUGCCCCAAAGUUAUUGGGAUCCAUGGAAUCUAGUGAGGAGGCAAAAGGGUGUGAUUGCCAGAUCAAUCCUUCUAAGACCAGGCGGUCCAUUGGCGUGUGAGUUAGCGCGACAUGCUGUUGUUCUUAAGGUCAAUGAUUGGCUCUUCUGUCAUGGUGGUCUUGUUCCUCACCACGUUGCAUAUGGCAUAGAGAGAAUGAAUAAGGAAGUAUCUCAUUGGAUGAGAGGCCUCAGUGAGAGUGAGGACGAUCCUAACAUCCCUUUCAUAGCCACAAGGGGAUAUGACAGUGUAGUUUGGAAUCGUUUGUACUCGAGAGAUAACUCAGAUUUCGAUGACUACCAGAGUAACCAGAUACACUCUAUUCUUGAAAAGACACUACAAGCAGCUGGUGCUAAGGCAAUGGUUGUAGGGCAUACUCCUCAAACUGUAGGAGUAAACUGUAAAUACAAUUGUAGCAUAUGGCGGAUUGACGUUGGGAUGUCAAGUGGAGUUCUUAAUUCAAGACCAGAGGUUCUAGAAAUAAGAGGCGAUAAAGCAAGAGUUAUCAGAAGUGAGAGGGAUAGCUUCAGUGAACUCAAUGUUGUUGAUUAUAUAUAGAAACAAACAAACAAGAUGUUUCCAUGCCUCAAAUUGUUUAUACAACAGAAGAUUAACAUUGAUGACGAUGAAGAUUUAGCACCAUUUUUGACAAUCUUGAGAGCAGAAACAGAAGAGCAGAGAGGCAAAACCUGCUGUUGUAUCAUAUCGUAUAUAUAUACCGGAAAGUACAAAUUGUGUGCUUGUUUCAAUGAAACUGACCAAUUGGAUUUUAGUGAUUCAAUUUGAUUAGCUGUUAUCUGGUCUUCAUCAUGGAGAUGUAUUAGUUGUUUUCAUUGUUAAUACGUACGUACCUUUACUUUCAGCCUUGCUUGAAGAUCAUGUAACUUGAUUUAUUAUAUACAAAUAUACACUAUAUAAUCAUUGAUUAUAGUUGUAAGUUAUAUUGCAAUGACAGUUUGAUGUCAA
Messenger RNA from Rosa chinensis, 1696 nucleotides. RefSeq names its product shewanella-like protein phosphatase 1. Gene Ontology annotation, molecular function: hydrolase activity. The coding region runs from base 50 to 1288 and encodes 412 amino acids. Lineage: Eukaryota; Viridiplantae; Streptophyta; Magnoliopsida; Rosales; Rosaceae. The record is from RefSeq and is a predicted model, not a curated record. The transcript has 9 exons.